This is a messenger RNA of Vitis vinifera (wine grape), 1598 nucleotides long. RefSeq names its product rhodanese-like domain-containing protein 7. Bases 25 to 1425 code for a protein of 466 amino acids. The record is from RefSeq and is a predicted model, not a curated record. The transcript has 5 exons. Lineage: Eukaryota; Viridiplantae; Streptophyta; Magnoliopsida; Vitales; Vitaceae.
CAAUUUAAUUUUGGGGGUUGAACAAUGCUAUCAUCGCCUGUGCUGAGGUGCAGAGCGGCUUCGGUGAGGAUGCUCUUCUCUUGUUCCUCACACCUCUGCCCUAACCCUAACCCCAGCCUCCACCGCACCAUGAAAGCCGCCACCGAAGCUUCCAGAACUCCACACCUCUCCCUCUUUUCCAACCCCAUGGUCCCCAAUUCCAAUUCCAGUUCCCAGGCUUUUCCCCAGAGCAUCACUCUCUCUAAAUGCUUCUCUGUGACCCCCGCUUCUCCCGUUGUAGCUUCAGAAGAUUCAGAGGUCCAGUCAAGGGACUCCCUCGUGGUGGUCUCCUUCUAUAAGUUCGCCGAUUUUCACGACCACGCGGAUUUGCGAAAGCCUUUGAAGGCCCUCUGUGAGGAACUGCGUGUUUCAGGUGGUAUUAUUCUUGCACCAGAAGGAAUCAACGGCAGCAUAUGUGGGACGAGGGAAUCAGUGGAAAGAGUUCUUGAAUUCGUUCAAACAGAUGACCGCCUAAAAGGGCUAAGGCAGAUUGAGUCACCUGUGAGUCCUGAGGAAGAAGCAAUCCAUCAUGGACACAGUAACAGUUCUCCUCUUGCAGCAGGGGAAGAUGCACCCUUCCGGUGGGAUCAUGUCAGGGUCAAGUUGAAGAAAGAGAUUGUUUCUCUUGGAAUGCCUACUGUGUCACCUACCGAAAGAGUUGGGAAGUAUGUAAGCCCAAGGGAUUGGAAUGCAUUGAUUAGUGAUCCAGAUGUGGUGGUGAUUGAUGUGCGCAAUGACUAUGAAACUAGAAUUGGGAGGUUCAAAGGGGCAGUUGAUCCAUAUACCACAGCAUUCCAGGAAUUCCCAUCUUGGGUGGAGGAUCAGUUCCAACUUGCUGAACCAGAUGGCCAGCAUUCUCAGGUGGAGGCAAAUGAUUCAAAUGGAAGCCCUAAGAAACAAGCAGAGGUUCAAGGAGAGAAAAUGCCACCACGGGUUGCCAUGUACUGCACAGGUGGGAUACGGUGUGAGAAAGCUUCAAGUUUUCUCCUUAGCAAAGGUUUCAAAGAGGUUUAUCAUUUGGAAGGUGGGAUUCUGAAAUACCUAGAGGAAGUUCCAGAGACCGAAAGCCUUUGGGAGGGCGAGUGCUUUGUGUUCGACAAGCGGGUCUCUGUCGACCAUGGCUUAGCUCAGGGAACUUUCAAGCUUUGCUAUGGGUGCAAGAAACCAGUGAGCGAUGCCGACAUGGAAGCCCCCGAGUGGGAGUAUGGAGUCUCUUGUCCAUACUGUUACUCAUCAAAAUCUAAUGAAGAGAAAGAGAGGGCCAGAGCUCGACAAAGGCAAUUUGAGACAUGGGGCAUCAUCGGCGGUCCGGACAAAGGCCGCGGGCCAACGGUAAAGAAGGAUGACAGUGAGAGGUGUGAGAACCAGCUCUCAAAUUCAGUUUAGCUAAUCUGCAAGAUGAGUUGAGGGAGAUGAUAGUAUAGGAAAGAUAAAACUCAAUACCAAUGUAUUUUUCCCAAGUUUUCUUGAUUCUCUCUCAAAGGCCUUGUUGUCUGAUUUGAGAUUCUAGACAUUUUGUAAAAGGUAUGACAUUGGGUCCAAAAUCAUUAAUUAUCAGA